Molecule: messenger RNA, 2178 nt
Organism: Polyodon spathula (Mississippi paddlefish)
Lineage: Eukaryota; Metazoa; Chordata; Actinopteri; Acipenseriformes; Polyodontidae
Product: tetraspanin-13-like
Exons: 6
Coding region: 281-895 (204 amino acids)
Cellular component (GO): membrane
Source: RefSeq, a predicted model, not a curated record
UUGACUAUCUUGUGUAGAAGGUCUUUGACCACAUGCACCUCUGCAUUGAUUUGCAUAUUGAAAGAAAAUGCCACAUUAGCGAAUCAACGUAACGUGGAUGUUUCUGGUUGCGCUGUCAGAUCUACAUAACAUUCUCUGCAAUACGUUAUCUAUGCAGGCGUCUGUUUUAAAAUUAAUGAUAGGUUUUUGAAAAGGCUGUCAUUUUUUUCUUCGUGUGUUAAAGUAAUCUGCUAUUCAUUCAUCUACGCUUUAUUUGGAAUUGUCACAGCAUUCAUUCACAAUGGUUUGCGGCGGGUUUACCUGUUCUAAGAAUUCCCUGUGCGCGCUGAACAUUCUCUACGUUAUGGUGAGUUUGCUGAUGAUUGGGAUUGCUGCUUGGGGGAAGUGGUUUGGCCUUGUUUCCAGUUUCCAGGCUGUGGGCGGAGUUAUCGGAGUCGGGGUAUUCCUCUUCCUUGUGGCAGUUGUCGGAUUGAUUGGUGCCUUGAAGCAUCACCAGGUGUUGCUGUUUUUUUACAUGAUCAUACUCUUCAUGGUGUUUGUUGUCCAGUUUUCAGUAUCGAGUGCUUGUCUUGCGCUAAACAAAGAACAGCAGAAGCACCUGCUUGAGGUAGGGUGGAACAGUUCUGACACCACACAAAGAGAUGUUGAGAAGAGUCUAGAUUGCUGUGGGUUUUCCAGUGUUAAUUACAACGAGACAUGCAGUGCUCCUUGUUUCCAUAAUAAUAAUUACUGCUCGUCAUGUGUAUCUAAAAUACAAGUGCAUACACAAGAGGUUCUGAGAUUUGUUGGAGGUAUUGGGCUAUUCUUCAGCUUCUCUGAGAUUUUGGGAGUGUGGCUAACCUACAGGUAUAGGAACCAAAAGGACCCCCGUGCAAAUCCAAGCGCCUUUCUGUGAUUUGAAAUCAGAAACUGUGCUAAGAAUGUUGCACUUAAUAGUCUUAAAAUGAAUAUCUUUAAUUCUUGGAAGUUACCAGUUUUUAGGGGGUGGGUUCUCUUUAAAUAAAACUGUUUUUUGCAGUGCUGAGACUUGAAAGCUUGGUUUGAUAUACAAUAGCACUCCUGUGAACACACUGCAGUCUACUGUGUGCUUGUAGUCUGAUCUGCUCUCAGAAUUUUAAUUCACAAUCAGGUUCUUAUGUGAUUGAAACACUGUGUUCUUUUAUAAGUGGAGGUUAUGUAGCUGAAAUGUCACUCCAAUCAAAUGUGUAUUUUACUGACAAUAAAAAUGGAAUUUGCAAACAUAUUUAUAACUACAACUUGUAUCAACUUCUAAGGUAGGAAUAUGGUUGACCUCCUGUUACAUAAAGCUUGACACAUUGUUAAGUACAGUACUUGUAUAAGGCUAGAUCUUUUUUUUCAGUUGUGCUUUCUUUCUAAAUGAAAUGUUGGCUUUAAAUGAUUGUUAAUAUAGCAAGUUACAAGAUGUAUUACAUUUAUAUAAUAACAUAAUCCCUAUCUGUGCAAUAGUAAAUGCAAUGUAUAUCACUGAAAAACCAUUUUAGAAGCAGGUCAACGUAAGAAAGACUGCACCUCUCAUAACUGCAGUUUUGUAAUAAGUUAACCUACAGUAUAUUAAACCCCAUGCAUAUUAGUUUUAUGAAACUGUGAACACUGGAUUAGUUAAAAUAAAAAAAGAAACGAUUACCAUAUCAUUACAGCAUGAAAAGUGCACGAAAAUAGAUUGUAUGCUGAGAAUAUAUUGUUGAAAUAUUUGUUUAGUUCUUCUGCAGAAAUGAAAGCAUAUGGAUAAAAUAAAAUAAAAAGCCUGAUUUAAGUUUUAAUUUCUGCUGCAUUUAUUUAAGAGAAAAACACUUUCCUAUAGUUUAGUUAGAGCUGUAAUUUGCCUAAUAAACCUUUUAAAUCCCAGCUGGUGGGUUGAUAAGGGAUACAUGAAAGUGUGUAUGAAGUGAAGGUAAAAUCUAAGCGUAGGUCUACAGUGUUCUAUGUUUUAUCUUUAUUUUCAUAACUGCUGUAUAAAGUAAUGGCCUUCCUUACCUGCUCAGUAUUUUGUGAAUACAUUUGGAUCUGAAACACUUUUCUCAUCCUGUGAUUGAUUGUGUGUGUUUACACGAAUAAAACUCCUGUUAGUGGUAUGUGCUAAUAGACUUGGCGAUUGUGUGCAUUUCAUGUCCUGCUGUAAUUGAUUUGAAAGUAAAAUAAAAAAUACACUAAAAAAUA